Telopea speciosissima is the source of this 2950-nucleotide messenger RNA. RefSeq names its product alpha,alpha-trehalose-phosphate synthase [UDP-forming] 5-like. Gene Ontology annotation, cellular component: cytosol. Gene Ontology annotation, biological process: trehalose biosynthetic process. The transcript is spliced from 3 exons. The coding region runs from base 159 to 2717 and encodes 852 amino acids. The record is from RefSeq and is a predicted model, not a curated record. Lineage: Eukaryota; Viridiplantae; Streptophyta; Magnoliopsida; Proteales; Proteaceae. Gene Ontology annotation, molecular function: catalytic activity.
UUCUGAAGAAGAUAUUGACUGUUCUUUGACUCUUACUGAUUUUAUCUUGUUAGUGGGGGGUUUUUCAGAGCUUAAUUGUGUAUUUAUGCCAACAGGGGAAAAGAGGAAUCAACAGACUUCCUAUUUUUGUAUAAGCUGAGUUUUAAUCUCUUCCCAUAAUGGUUUCGAGAUCUUAUUCAAACCUUCUGGACCUUGCCAAUGGUGAUUCCCCCAACUUUGGUAGAAUAGGGAAGAGGCUCCCUAGAGUUAUGACUGUGGCUGGUAUCAUCUCUGAGCUGGAUGAUGAGAACAGCGACUGUUUAGGCUCCGAUGCGCCUUCUUCUGUCUCUCAGGAACGGAUUAUCAUCGUAGGAAACCAGCUCCCAAUUCGAGCACACCGAAGGUCUAAUGGAGAUGGAAGAUGGUACUUCAGUUGGGAUGAGGAUUCCCUUCUUUUGCAACUCAAGGAUGGAAUUGGAGAAAAUGUUGAAGUGAUCUAUGUAGGUUCCCUGAAAGAAGAGAUUGAUCCAAGUGAACAAGAUGAUGUAUCACAGACAUUACUUGAGACCUUUAAGUGUGUCCCUGCAUUCAUUCCUCCAGAACUCUUCAGUAAAUUCUACCAUCGAUUCUGUAAGCAGCAACUAUGGCCUCUCUUUCAUUACAUGCUCCCUCUCUCUCCUGAUCUUGGUGGGCGGUUUGAUCGGUCCCUCUGGCAAGCUUAUGUUUCUGUCAACAAGAUAUUUGCCGAUAAGGUGAUGGAAGUUAUAAGUCCUGAUGAUGAUUUUGUGUGGGUUCAUGACUACCAUUUAAUGGUGUUGCCAACAUUUCUUAGGAAGAGGUUUAAUAGGGUGAAGCUGGGGUUCUUCCUCCAUAGCCCCUUCCCAUCAUCUGAGAUAUACCGGACACUUCCUGUUCGAGAUGAGCUGCUCCGAGCACUCUUAAAUGCUGAUCUUAUUGGUUUCCAUACUUUUGAUUAUGCUAGACACUUCUUAUCAUGCUGCAGUAGAAUGCUAGGGCUUGCUUAUCAGUCUAAAAGGGGUUACAUAGGACUCGAGUAUUAUGGGCGCACCGUCAGCAUUAAAAUUCUUCCUGUUGGGAUUCACAUGGGCCAGCUUAGCUGUGUGAUUAAUCUUCCUGAAACUGAAGCUCGGGUUGCAGAACUACGAGAACAGUUUAGGGGUCAGAUGGUUUUACUUGGGGUGGAUGACAUGGACAUCUUCAAAGGGAUAAGCUUGAAACUGUUGGCCAUGGAGCAGUUGCUUGUACAACACCCUGAUUGUAGGGGGAAAGUUGUGUUGGUUCAAAUUGCAAAUCCUGCAAGAAGCAGAGGGAGAGAUGUACAGGAGGUCCAAUCUGAAACUUAUUCCACAGCAAAGAGGAUUAAUGAAAGAUUCGGGAGGCCAGGCUACAACCCUAUCAUUCUGAUUGAUACCCCACUGCAGUUCUAUGAGAGAAUUUCUUAUUACGUGAUCUCUGAGUGUUGCCUCGUCACGGCAGUGAGAGAUGGAAUGAAUCUUAUACCUUAUGAAUACAUUAUAAGCCGGCAAGGAAAUGAGAAACUAGAUAACACCUUGCAACUGGACCCAUCAGCUCCAAAGAAGAGCAUGCUAGUUGUAUCUGAGUUCAUUGGGUGCUCGCCAUCUCUUAGUGGGGCCAUCCGUGUCAACCCAUGGAACAUUGAUGCAGUAGCUGAAGCAAUGGAUUCUGCUUUAGUAAUUCCAGAAUCUGAGAAACAAUUACGGCAUGAAAAGCACUACAGGUACAUAAGCACACACGAUGUUGGGUACUGGGCACAGAGUUUUCUACAAGAUCUCCAAAGGGCAUGUAAGGACCAUGAAAGGAGGAGAUGCUGGGGUAUUGGUUUUGGUUUAGGUUUUAGGGUAAUUGCACUUGAUCCAAAUUUCAGGAAGCUUUCAGUUGACCAUAUAGUUUCUGCUUACAAGAGAACCAAGAACCGGGCAAUUCUCUUAGAUUAUGAUGGUACAAUGAUGCCAAAGACAUCAAUCAAUAAAACACCAAAUCCUGAGGCUAUUAACAUCUUGAACAGCCUGUGCAGAGAUACAAAGAAUGUUGUCUUCCUUGUUAGUGGAAGAGACAAGAAGACACUGACAGAAUGGUUUACUUCUUGCAAAAAACUUGGAAUUGCAGCAGAGCAUGGUUACUUCAUGAGGACAAAUCAAGAUGAGGAAUGGGAAACUUGUGUGCCCGUAGUGGAUUUUGAUUGGAAACAUAUUGCGGAGCCUGUGAUGCAGCAGUACACUGAGGCAACUGAUGGUUCAGGGAUAGAGACCAAAGAGAGUGCACUUGUUUGGCAUUACCAAUAUGCUGAUCCAGAUUUUGGUUCAUGUCAAGCUAAAGAACUUCUUCAUCACCUUGAAAGUGUUCUUGCCAAUGAGCCGGUCUCUGUUAAGAGUGGACAACAUAUUGUUGAAGUUAAACCUCAGGGUGUCAGCAAGGGCAUUGUGGCUGCACAUCUCUUGGCAACAAUGCAACUAAAGGGAAUGCUUCCAGAUUUUGUGUUGUGUAUCGGUGAUGAUCGGUCAGAUGAGGACAUGUUUGAGGUCAUCACGAGUGCCAUGGCAGGCCCAUCUCUCUCUCCAGUGGCUGAAGUGUUUGCUUGCACUGUUGGUCAGAAGCCCAGUAAGGCAAAGUAUUUUUUGGAAGACACAACUGAAAUAGUAAGAAUGUUGCAAGGGCUUGCAACUGCUUCAGAACAAGCAGAAAGGAAUUCUUCUUAGGCUUCUCUUCGAGUCAUUACUGAUUGGAAUCAGAUAAACAGGUUUCUACUCAUCCUCAUAAAGUUGUUAUACAUCAUCCUUUCUAUUUCAGCAAUGCUUCUCAGGCCAUAUCUGAUGUUCUUCUGGGGCUGAAUCCCAUGGUUCAGUUUGACGGAUGUUUGAUACACUACAGUAAGGUAAUGGAAUGAGUUCUUACUAUCCUAUCAAUGAAAGGAUGUUUACACUUCUAUUUA